CAAGUAUCCUGUGUGCGCAGCGCUAGAAUGUGUCUGGGCAUCUCCGCAUAUAUUUAUAUAGUGUGUGAUGCGAAAAGCAGGACCAGCCGAGGGGAGGAAGAGGGGGUGUGAGGGGAGGGAAGACGAGGGAGAGCAGAGAGCAGAGAGGAGAGAAGAGAGAGGAGAGCUCGAGCGAGAGAGAGAGAGAGAGGAGAGAGAGAGAGAGAUAGGACUUCCUCCCCGAUUCGCAAAGUGAAGUCACUUCCCAAAAUUAGCUGAAAAAAAGUUUCAUCCGGUUAACUGUCUCUUUCGCUCCGCUACAACAACAAACGUGCACCGGGGAGCGAGGGCAGGGCGCUCGCAGGGGGCACGCAGGGAGGGCCCAGGGCGCCAGGGAGGCCGCGCUGGGCUAAUCCGAAGGGGCUGCGAGGUCAGGCUGUAACCGGGUCAAUGUGUGGAAUAUUGGGGGGCUCGGCUGCAGACUUGGCCAAAUGGACGGGACUAUUAAGGAGGCUCUGUCGGUGGUGAGCGACGACCAGUCCCUCUUUGACUCAGCGUACGGCGCGGCGGCCCAUCUCCCCAAGGCCGACAUGACCGCCUCGGGGAGUCCUGACUACGGGCAGCCCCACAAGAUCAACCCCCUCCCACCGCAGCAGGAGUGGAUCAACCAGCCAGUGAGGGUCAACGUCAAGCGGGAGUAUGACCACAUGAAUGGAUCCAGGGAGUCUCCGGUGGAUUGCAGCGUUAGCAAAUGCAGCAAGCUCGUGGGCGGAGGCGAGUCCAACCCCAUGAACUAUAACAGCUAUAUGGAUGAGAAGAAUGGCCCCCCUCCUCCCAACAUGACCACCAACGAGAGGAGAGUCAUCGUCCCUGCAGACCCCACGCUGUGGACACAGGAGCACGUGAGGCAGUGGCUGGAGUGGGCCAUAAAGGAAUACGGCUUGAUGGAGAUUGACACAUCCUUUUUCCAGAACAUGGAUGGCAAGGAACUGUGCAAAAUGAACAAGGAGGACUUCCUCCGCGCUACCACCCUCUACAACACGGAAGUGCUGUUGUCACACCUCAGUUACCUCAGGGAAAGUUCACUGCUGGCCUAUAAUACAACCUCCCACACAGACCAAUCCUCACGACUGAGUGUCAAAGAAGACCCUUCUUAUGACUCAGUCAGAAGAGGAACAUGGGGAAAUAACAUGAAUUCUGGUCUCAACAAAAGUCCUCCCCUUGGAGGGGCACAGACGAUCAGUAAGAACACCGAGCAACGGCCCCAGCCAGAUCCAUAUCAGAUCCUGGGCCCGACUAGCAGUCGCCUAGCCAACCCUGGAAGCGGGCAGAUCCAGCUGUGGCAAUUCCUCCUGGAGCUGCUCUCCGACAGUGCCAAUGCCAGCUGUAUCACCUGGGAGGGGACCAACGGCGAAUUCAAAAUGACGGACCCCGAUGAGGUGGCCAGGCGCUGGGGCGAGCGGAAAAGCAAGCCCAACAUGAAUUACGACAAGCUGAGCCGGGCCCUUCGAUAUUACUAUGAUAAAAACAUUAUGACCAAAGUGCAUGGCAAAAGAUAUGCCUACAAAUUUGACUUCCACGGCAUUGCCCAGGCUCUGCAGCCACAUCCGACUGAGUCGUCCAUGUACAAGUACCCUUCUGACAUCUCCUACAUGCCUUCCUACCAUGCCCACCAGCAGAAGGUGAACUUUGUCCCUCCCCAUCCAUCCUCCAUGCCUGUCACUUCCUCCAGCUUCUUUGGAGCUGCAUCACAAUACUGGACCUCCCCCACAGGGGGAAUCUACCCCAACCCCAAUGUCCCCCGCCAUCCUAACACCCACGUGCCUUCACACUUAGGCAGCUACUACUAGAAGCUUACUCAUUGGCGGCCUCCUAGCUGAAGCCCCAUCCCUCACUCUUCCUGGAUGCUUGGACUCUGCAGGACGGACAUAUGUGGCCUUGAAGAGAAGACAAAACUGGAUAUUCUUUCUUGUUGGAUAGAACCUUUGUAUUUGUUCUUUGAAAACAAGUUUUUUUUUAAUGUUGGUAACUUUUGCUUCCUUUACCUGAACAAAGAGAUGGAUAAUUCCAUGGGCCAGUGUGCCAGUUUGAAUUCUCAGUCUCCUAGCAUCUUGUGAGCUGAAUAUUAAGAUUACUGGAAUGGUUAUGUCAUGGUUCUGGAGAAAGAAGCUGUAUGUUUUCUUUAUGUUUUUAUGACCAAAGCAGUUUCUUAUCAACACACGGGUCUCAUUAUGGGGUUCAGUAUGAUACAGAAUCAUGGACUUAACCAGUCAUGUUCUGGUUUGAGCCUUAGUGGAAAUAGAGGUGGGAAGCUUGUCAUCUAAUUUUAGGAGGACCCAAUUCAGUGGAUGGCAACUGGAACAUUGAUUGUAAGGCCAGUGAAGUUCUCACCCAACUGGAAUUUGAUGGAAAGAAGGUGUGUGUGUUUAAGAAGCCAAGGGCAUUUCAGAAUCCCCCGCAGUGGACAGUAUGCACUCAGCUGACCACUCUCUCUAGAAAUAGUCAGGAUAUCAACUAAGAAAUUUUAAUGCAAAUACAUACAUUCCUGAAAGAUGGGGAAUUAAAUAACUAAUUUUUUUUUAAUGAUGACAGUGGGUCCCAGAACUUGGAAAAGUCGUAGGGAUUUCUAAACUCAAACAGAUUCGCAAGCGCUGUGCGCUUGUCAGACCAUCAGACCAGGGUCAACCAAUCAGAAGGCAACUUACUGUAUAAAUUAUGCAGAGUUAUUUUCCUAUAUCUCACAGUAUUAAAAAUAAAUAAUUAAAAAUUAAGAAGAAUAAAUAAACGAGUUGACCUCGGUCACAAAAGCAGUUUUACUAUCGAAUCAGUCGCUGUUAUUUUUUUUAAUGUAAUUUGUACAUCUUUUGUCAAUCUGUACAUUUGGGCUGUGUUUGUACGUUUUUAUAGCUGGUUUUUAAAAAACAUAAUAUGACUAUUGCUGAAAAGGAAACAGGGCUGUUUAAGUCACUGACUUACAAGAAAGAAAAGCACUGGUGCAGUUAUUUAACAGACAUACACAAGGAAAGAUAAUCCAUUUAGAUCUUUAAUGCUUUGGAAAUGUGUGUAACAGCACUGCAAUAAUCACAGCUCUGGGAAAAACAACAAAACUAUCCCUUGUGGAGAUGAGGGAUUUUCCUGCUCUAUAUAUGCAACAUAUUUUUAGACAUUAAAAUAUAUAUAAUUUUGCAGGUAAUUGUUGACUUUUUUAACUAUAUUAAGUGUUUGCUGACAGCUGUCAAUGAAGUCCCUGUUGUAAAAUAAUUUGACUAAAUAAAUGGUUCCCUCUUCUCUCA
Molecule: messenger RNA, 3272 nt
Organism: Sapajus apella (tufted capuchin)
Lineage: Eukaryota; Metazoa; Chordata; Mammalia; Primates; Cebidae
Gene: FLI1
Product: Fli-1 proto-oncogene, ETS transcription factor
Exons: 9
Coding region: 471-1829 (452 amino acids)
Biological process (GO): cell differentiation; regulation of transcription by RNA polymerase II
Cellular component (GO): nucleus
Molecular function (GO): DNA-binding transcription factor activity, RNA polymerase II-specific; sequence-specific DNA binding
Source: RefSeq, a predicted model, not a curated record